Molecule: messenger RNA, 2014 nt
Organism: Betta splendens (Siamese fighting fish)
Lineage: Eukaryota; Metazoa; Chordata; Actinopteri; Anabantiformes; Osphronemidae
Gene: nudt4a
Product: nudix (nucleoside diphosphate linked moiety X)-type motif 4a
Exons: 5
Coding region: 289-822 (177 amino acids)
Biological process (GO): diadenosine hexaphosphate catabolic process; diadenosine pentaphosphate catabolic process; diphosphoinositol polyphosphate metabolic process
Cellular component (GO): nucleus; cytoplasm
Molecular function (GO): bis(5'-adenosyl)-pentaphosphatase activity; diphosphoinositol-polyphosphate diphosphatase activity; bis(5'-adenosyl)-hexaphosphatase activity
Source: RefSeq, a predicted model, not a curated record
CCAGCGUCCACGGGCGAGAGAGAGAGAGAGCGAGUGAGUGAGUUCGCUGAGCCGUGCGUGUUGACAGCGCUAACGCACCGCAGCAGGUACAGUGGCACAGUACGAGACGCGGCCGGAUGAAUGAAGGCGGCCGACACGUCUGACCGCGACCUCCUCCACGGACGGACCGUGUAAGACUGCGCUCCCAGCGCCGCGUCGCUCGGUUUCUGCCUCCAGCCUUCGGCGGGACCCUCGCUCUCUGCGUGUGUGCGUGACGCGCCCCGGCGCACUCUGCGGCUCUGGAUAUAUAUGAUGAAGUUUAAGCCCAACCAGACCAGGACGUACGACGGCGAAGGGUUCAAACGGAGGGCGGCGUGUCUGUGCUUCAGAAAUGACACCGAGGACGAGGUGCUACUGGUGAGCAGCAGCCGACACCCGGACCAGUGGAUUGUGCCGGGGGGAGGAAUGGAGCCCGAGGAGGAGCCGUGUGGGGCCGCUGUGAGGGAGGUGUACGAGGAGGCGGGCGUGAAGGGAAAGCUCGGCAGGCUGCUCGGGGUUUUUGAGCACAAUCAAGACAGAAAACACAGGACAUACGUCUACACGCUCACGGUGACGGAGAUGCUGGAGGACUGGGAGGACUCGGUCAACAUCGGAAGGAAGAGGAAGUGGUUCAAGGUGGACGAGGCCAUCAGGGUCCUGCAGAGCCACAAACCUGUCCACGCCGAGUACCUGCGCCGGCUCAGCGGCACCUGUCACCCCGCCUGCAACGCCAGCAGCCGCGCGGCCCGCUCCACGCAGGGCCCGGACCGGGUCAGGAUCUCCAGCGGCGAGCAGUUCCUCUGAGACGGACUCUGUGCCUGACACCACUAACACAGACUCAACACGUGGACUGUAAAGACGUCUUGAAGUUGCCGGAGCUAGAAAAAAAAGUUGAAGUAGGGUUAAAGAUGAAGAGAAAACCUAAGAUUUGGUAUUUGUAUAAUUUUCUCCAACUGUUUUCUGCUCAUGUUUUAUUUCCCAUGCUAAAUAAUAUUGACAGUGCUCAGUGCCUGGGUGGUUUCAUGGAUUUCAACAGGUGUUGGCUGUUUCCACUGUGACUAGUGCCAAACAACGCCAAUCUGAAAGACAGUAGAAGAAGAGUAGCUGCAUGUAGACGGAUGUUUUUCAUUAGAAUUCCUUUCUCUGACAUUAACAGAAAUAAGAUGAAGAAAAAAUCAAGUCUUCUGAGAUAUUUUUGCUUUGCUUCAGGACAGAAUUGUCUGUCUGCACUGAAAAGUGCCAAGUCGACUUUACACUAAUGCAUGACUGACAUGUAACAAACAGUAACAAGUCUACAAGCAAAGCAACGGUAGCGGAAACCGUUCUGCCUCAAGCACAUUUUAUUUUGCACAGUAUUUAAUGUUGUCAGAUUGUUAGAGGCUGUUAAAGAUAUGUCAGCUUUUGUGAUAUAACACUUACAAAUUACAUAUGUGCCAAAGACAGUGUUUAACAUUGGGCCAUACUAUAAAAUCUAACAGACCUGAAGAAUUUAGUAUUAUUAAACACUUAUGAGAAAUGUGAACUCCUGCUUGUGUCUGAGAUGACGAGAAGCUUCAAGUGCCUUCAAAAACACAACCACAAAGUAUUUAUACAUCUGCCUUAUACACUGUGACCUCCAGCUACUUUCCAGCUUGGAUGAGAUUACAAAAAACAUGGGAGUUUUGUUACAGUUGAUACAGUACUGUACAGAUGUACAGUAUUUAGCAUCCAGUGACUAAACAUAAAAGAUUUAUGUUUCACAGAGAAAUGUCAUAAUAAACGGAAGAGCAUGACAGGAAGUCAUGGUCAGUUUGUAGGAAAGUUUUUUUUUAGCACCACAAAGAAAUGCAAAAUAUGAAAUAACAAUAGUGUAUUAUUUCAAUAGCUUUUCUUUUUAGGCGCAUAGAUUUUUUGUUUAUUAAUCUGUUUUAUAUUUGUGCAUGUGUGACUGGAAUAAUAUGAUGUGCCAACAUGAUGUAUAUAAAAUCUUUCAAAUAAAUACUAAUGUUUAUGCAUA